This is a messenger RNA of Brachypodium distachyon (stiff brome), 1831 nucleotides long. RefSeq lists its product as uncharacterized. The record is from RefSeq and is a predicted model, not a curated record. Bases 156 to 1442 code for a protein of 428 amino acids. NCBI's taxonomy places the organism in Eukaryota, Viridiplantae, Streptophyta, Magnoliopsida, Poales, Poaceae. The transcript is spliced from 3 exons.
AUCUCCUUUUUUCAUGGACUACCUCCAAUAGACCACAGACUCUGUUGUAUUGGGCCCAUAGGUGGACAAAGCGUCAAGUCUGGGUCGUCAAAGACUGAAAAGCUGAAGCGCAGACUGCUGCGCAGCGCAGUGCCACCACGGCACCACCGCCCACGAUGCCGCUCCCGCUCCGCCGUAAUGCCCUCUCCGCCGCCGCCGUCUCCGGGCUCCUCCUCCGCCGGGCACUCUUCACGACGGCCGCCUCGCGCCCGCAGUGGGCGAUGACCGUCCGCAUGGACCUGCAUCUGAUCAAGUCGUCGUCGACGCUCACCGCGUCUUUCGACCUCGCCGAGCCCCCGCGCGCCUCGCGCCUCGCUGUCCCCGACAACCGCGUCGACCUGCGGUUCCUCCCGGGACCCGACGGCAAAUACAUGGGCUUCGUCCCGGGCGACGUCCGCGCCGUGAGCGAGGACGGAUUCCUCCUCCUCAACUUCAUGGACCUCAAUCUGACCGCCCAAGAGACCGGCCCUGAUGUCUUCCGGUUCGUCUGCAACCCUCUCAGCGGAGAGCUGUUCCGCCUGCCGGACAUGUUCGGGACCAGGAAGUCCGUGCGCUACAUCUACCCUGGCCUCCUCACCGAGACCCGCCGCGGCAACGGGCACGGGCCGCCGGAGAGGUACGCCGUCGCCGAGGCCCUACCGAAAACGGAGCCGUCGCGGUUCUUCUCUCUGCGGCGCUUCCUCUCGGAGACAGGGGAGUGGGAGAAGCUGACGGGCCUGCGGUCCCCGCUCCCGCCGGCGCGGCAGAUGAAGGUGGACCACGAGGCCGUGGCCUGCGGCGACCGCCUCUGGUGGGUCGACGUGAGCUGGGGCGUCCUAUCCGUGGACCCGUUCAGCGACCGGCCCGAGCUCUGCUUCGUGGAGCUCCCGGAGGGCAUGCCAGGCAAGGAGCACGCGGCCUCUGACCCUGAGCAACGGAUCCUGGCCAGGUACCGGCGCGUCGGGGUCAGCGAGGGGCGGCUGCGUUACGCCGAGGUGUCCCAGAGGGAACCCUUCCUCCUCCGCUCCUUCGCCCUCGACGGCAACGACGGCGGCGGUGGCUGGACGCUGGAGCACGAGGUGGCGCUUAGCCCACUCUGGGCCAACGGAGGCUACCCAUGGCUGCCCAUGGAGGAGGGCCUCGAUGGGACGCCGCGGAUUGGCGUCUUCGACCCCAUGAACGCCAGCAUCAUGCUUCUCACCGUCGGCAAAUAUGUCGUCACCGUGGACAUGGACAGGGGAAAGGUGCUUGCCAGUGCAGUGGUAUGCCAAGAUCAAGAUCACAUUAUCAUCAGCUGCCCCCACGCUUCCUUGCAGUCAUUUCUGCUCCCACCGUGGCUUGGAUCAACCCGGAUCCCUCCUGCAGGCAAGCGGGGCAAUCCCAAGAACAAGACUUUGGCAGAUGUUUUGAUACGUUCAAACUGAUACCAGAACAGAUGAAGCGUACAAGGUUUCUUAAUUAAGACUGGCAGAUAUGUCCUACUAAUAUACUAGGAAGCUUAUGGUGGUAUGGAGAACUCUGCUUUCUGGGGACCUAUAUAUGGGAACUUUGGGUUUGAUGAGUUUGCUGCUAAAUUUGAUGGAACUCAUUUUGGGAAAGAUUGUUUGAGGCUUUCCGUUCAUACUUGACAUUCCAGUAAAAUGUCUCGAUCCAGACAGUCUAUUGUUCAUAUAUAUAUAUCCCUGAAUAGUAUGCUACGUUUACUUGCAAGACAAUUUUGCUGAUCUUUUAACUAGAAAUUGUCUAUUUCACCCAGUCAUGUUUUGUUAGAUACUAUAACCUGUAAGAAGUUUUAUAAUGUCCUCAUCUUAAA